Messenger RNA from Penicillium soppii, 1407 nucleotides. RefSeq lists its product as uncharacterized. The record is from RefSeq and is a predicted model, not a curated record. The transcript has a single exon. NCBI's taxonomy places the organism in Eukaryota, Fungi, Ascomycota, Eurotiomycetes, Eurotiales, Aspergillaceae. Bases 1 to 1407 code for a protein of 468 amino acids.
AUGGAAGGCAACAAAUGCAUUAGCUAUGCUGAGCCAACUUGUGAUGAAACGGCUAAAUGGGAUGGCAAGCAGUGUGUGGUCACAGGUCGCGCCGAGUGUCACGAGGGGAUCCACAAGGGUGACGAUUGCAUCACUGCAAGCCAGCCAAAAUGCAAGGAGGAUGCCGGAUUUGAUGGCACUCGAUGUGUAUCGAAGACAACACCCCAGUGUCCCCAAGGGUCUGUGCCCAAUGACGAUGGAUCGUGUCUUACUUCCACGGCUCCUCAAUGUCCACCAAAUACCAAGCUUCAGGGUGGAAACUGCGUCUACGGUACACCUAGCUGCGCUCCAACCCAGCGUUUUGCAAAUGGGCGCUGUGAAAGUGUGGAAGGUCCCAAGUGCCCCGAAAACUUCCUCUGGAAGGGAGGAAAGUGCACUCGCAUCGUUGAAGAGCAUUGCGAGGAGGGAUUUGUCCUCAAGGACGGUCAUUGCAUCUCCGGCGCCAAACCCGAUUGUGGAGAAUUUGGAUUCAAUGGCAAGGCAUGCGUGAGCGGAAAGCCUUAUUGCCCCGACGGAACCCACCUCGACGGAGAGAGCUGUAUCUCAAACGUUGAUCCCCAAUGCCCCGAAGGAUUCCAGUUCAACGGUAGUAAGUGCAGCGCUUACGAGGUCCCUCAAUGCCCACCUGGCACCAAGCAUGAUAAGAUCAACCAAGAUUGUGUGUCCGUGGUGGAGCCUCGUUGUCCUCCUAAGCAAAAGUUUAAUGGAAAACACUGUGCAAUUGCCUCCGGUGAAUGCAUGGAAUUCCAGUUCUGUCCCACAGAAUCUUACGGAAAGGGUUGCCAACUUACCCCUGAUGGAGUCGUAUGCGAUGGCUCCACAUUCCACCAGCAACCAGAUAUUGGGACUGUCGGCCCGAACCCUGGAAAGACAGAGCACUUCAACACUGGAACCUCUGGUCAGAUUCCUGACCAGACCAUCCACCAGGGUACUGAGCAUGAGCAGCCUGGUCGGCAGACAGAGGGGCAGCCGCAGCAACAGCAGGGCGACACUGGAGCCUGGCGUCAGCAGCCUGGUGGAUACCAAACGGGAUGGCAACCGCAGCAACAGCAGGGUGAUACUGGAGCCUGGCGUCAGCAGCCUGGUGGCUACCAAACGGGAUGGCAGCCGCAGCAACAGCAGGGUGACACCGGAGCCUGGCGUCAGCAGCCUGGUGGUUCCCAAACGGGAUGGCAGCCGCGGCAACAGCAGGGUGACACCGGAGUCUGGCGUCAGCAGCCUGGUGGCUACCAAACGGGAUGGCAGCCGCAGCAACAGCAGGGUGACACCGGUGCCUGGCGCCAACAGCUCAGUGGUUCCCAAACGAGAUGGCAACCGCAGCAACAGCAGGGUAAUGCUGGGGCCUGGCGGGCACAGCCAGGUCGUUGA